AUGUAUGCCUUCAUUCAAGCGAUGAUGGUCUUUCCAGAGGUCCAGAGAAAGGCUCAGGAUGAGAUUGAUCGUGUUGUGGGACCUAAUCGUUUACCAGACGUCGAUGAUUACACUAACCUUGACUAUAUCCGUUGCUGUGUGAAGGAAACUCUCCGGUGGAUGCCCACUGUCAUUAUGGGAGUGCCUCACAGUGUUACAAGGGAUGAUUACUAUAACGGCUGGAAGAUUCCAAAAGGAGCCACAAUCAUCAACAACGUUUGGGGCAUUCACAUGGAUCCUGAGAGAUCCCCAGAGCCGCGUCGAUUCAACCCAGAUAGAUUUCAAGGAGACGACACCACGCUCUACGAGUCCGCAAAUGGUGAGCCACUGAGACGCGAUAAUUUCAACUUUGGCGCAGGACGCCGUCUUUGUCAGGGUAUCCACAUUGCUGAACGAUCUCUCUUCCUGGGUAUGUCCAGGAUCCUGUGGGGUUUUAACCUCAACAAGGCCCUUGAUAAGGCUGGAAACCCUAUCACUCCCAACAUCGAUGAUUUAAUUGGUGGUAUAACGGUUCAUCCCAAGGCCUAUCCAAUCAAUAUUGUGCCGAGAAGUCCUGAAAGAACAGCAAUCAUCCGAAAGGCCGUCGAGGACGUUGAGGAAUUAAUCCAUCCAGAUUCUGGACAAUGGAAAAGGGUACCAGACGGCAUGGUGUUCGGAAUAUGGAAGCCCAACAACAAGGAGGAGUGACAUCACAGUCAGACGUGUCCAUGUUUGAUCCAAUAUUGACUUUUAUGAUUCAUUGGUCGUUAGAUCACGAUCACCAGCCCAUUCGUUACAGUGGUU
Messenger RNA from Exophiala viscosa, 822 nucleotides. Its product is annotated as cytochrome P450. NCBI's taxonomy places the organism in Eukaryota, Fungi, Ascomycota, Eurotiomycetes, Chaetothyriales, Herpotrichiellaceae. Gene Ontology annotation, molecular function: iron ion binding; monooxygenase activity; heme binding. Bases 1 to 726 code for a protein of 241 amino acids. The transcript is spliced from 2 exons. The record is from RefSeq and is a predicted model, not a curated record.